ACGUUUCAGCCGACCUCGCAGGCGGACCCUUUCCCUGUUUUAUUUUUUUAUUUUUUGCUGGGUAGCAGUACCGUUAGCGGUACCUGUCGUCAGGUACGUUUGACUGGAAGCUGACUUUCUUCUCUAGCCGCAAAACGUUAACACGUUGGUGUGUUUAUAACAUAGCAUCCAAAAGUUGAUCAACUUGGUCUGUGUGUCUGGUUAUUUGAUGCUAACAAGGAGGGCUAGCUACGGUCUGCCAGGCGAACUCAAGCUAACAUCGCCGAAGGUAUGAGGACUGACGCCGCUUGUUUCAGGAGACGUUGGAGAAGUUGGACAAGUUCGUGAAGCUAUAACGUUAUUGUCAGUUAGCGGACGGUUGGCGCUGAAGGCUUGGUCAACCCAAUUCAUUGACUUGUAGCUAGCUUAAUGAGCACAUCUGAAUGUAAUGUGGAGUUAUUGAGAGCAACAUUGACAGCUUCGGAGGUUGCCGGGUUAAACCAAAGACAUGUAGACAAGAAGUUGUACUUAUAAAACGCUUUAAUGUCUUUAAGAGCAUUGUAAGUAAUGUAAGGGGGGGUCACCCCUUCUCUCAGUUGAACUGCUCAAACACACCCACAGGUGUGCCUCUGGCCCGAAGACGUCAGUUUGCUCUGACUUGAAUCCUUCUGAACAAGUAGUGCAACUUCUUAACUGCACUGGCAGUACAUGCUUUGCCCAGCCAACUGAGGCGAGAAGAGGUGAGAACUGAGUGGCUGCACAUUUUAAUAAUACAACUUCAGCAAGCUCAGCAAAGAGGAAUGACAGCUGUGGUAGGCAGAGCACUGGGGUGGGUGCGCUCAUGGGGCAGCGGUGCCGUGUCGGAGAAUACCACAGUGGUUAUAGACGAGGGCCAGAAGCGUAGCUGUGGCAGCUGGAGCCUCAGGGGGUGGACCUCUUGGGUCUGGGGAGGGUGGAGACGUCAGAGUGACCCAAGUAGCCCAGUAGAGGAGUACUGGGAGGCGCAGGAGAAGCUUCAGCCCAUGGAAAUUGAAAAUGUCUGCGCAGGGAAACAGGAGAUCGCGGUAGAUUCCAGAUGGUGGAAUAAAUAUCUCCCAACUUCUUACCUUCUCUGGCCAAGAACAACAGAGUCAGGAAGACGAAGACAAAGGAAACAUGAUGGUCAGGGUGGAGGUGCGCCAGACCAUGAUGGGGACUUUUCUGACUACAGAACACCUCCCCCGUCUCCCACACCUCCUUCCUCUCGGCUGACGUCUCCCUUUCGACUCUUCAUGCACAGCUGGAACGUGGAAACCCUACCAGAGCACUACGAGAUCUGUUUCAACUUCCUCCGCCACUUGUUUGACCUGUUUGUGGUUGGCUUCCUGUGGACCGUGUCCCCUCCUGCCAAGCUGAUCUUGGAGGUGCUGGGGGUCCAGGGAGCGCUGAGGCUGUGGUUUCAUGGCAUGGCCAUGUUUUUCGUCUCCACGGUCGGAAUGGCAGGGUUGCUCUGGUUGAUCCAGGAGUAUCUCCCUCAGUUUGCUUUAAUCUAUGGCAUCAUACAGGCGCUGGUGAUCUCUGUCAGCGUUCGACAGAGUGUGAUCAUCGGCACAGAGGACGAGAAAGAAGAAAAGGAUGAGGAGGGACAGGAGACUGAUGAAAUGACAGACAGCAGGGAGCAUAAAGAAAAACUAGUGUCUGUUAAGGACAAGGUGAAGAAAAGUUAAACUUGUGAUGCAGAGGAGCCGCUGUCUGUUCGGCUGUAUCAGACCUCGUCCAGGUGUUUGACAUCGCAGCAGUGGGGACUACACAGUGAGACUGUUUGACUUCACCUCUGCGUUCUGCAGUGCGACUUUAUUCAUUGUAUUGCACAUUCACUACAAACUCAUAGAAGUUGUAACUUUACGUCACUUUACAUUCAACACUAUUGGUCUGUAUUUUAUAGACAUCUGUACACGUUCAGUCUUUAUGUCACCACCAGAAUGUCAACACUGAUAAUCACAUAAAGUUAAGUUUCAAAGUAUAUUUCUUUUACUGUAAUGGAGUCCAUGAAUGUUCAGGAAAUGCUUGUAAAAUCACUAAAAUGUAAAGAUUCCCAGUAUUUAGAGAACCCUGCAUUUUAUUUUACCCUGUUUACAUCUCAUUGUGCUGUGGGGCCACUUUUGUCAUGACUCACCUUGAGACAGUCACCCAGGGUGGGACCAGCGGACGGCCUCUGUGACUGAGAAGGAACAAUCAAAGCUGAACCUAUAACAAGUAAAUCCACAGCCUGGAUGAGUAGAUUUUUUUUUUGAAACCCCAUAUAAACCACUACAGUAAUAAAAACAAAAAAAAAAAAAAAAAAA
This is a messenger RNA of Toxotes jaculatrix (banded archerfish), 2303 nucleotides long. RefSeq names its product chromosome 13 C6orf47 homolog (gene c13h6orf47). Lineage: Eukaryota; Metazoa; Chordata; Actinopteri; Toxotidae. The transcript is spliced from 3 exons. The record is from RefSeq and is a predicted model, not a curated record. Bases 780 to 1685 code for a protein of 301 amino acids.